This is a messenger RNA of Drosophila eugracilis, 2425 nucleotides long. RefSeq lists its product as uncharacterized. The transcript has a single exon. Gene Ontology annotation, cellular component: membrane. Lineage: Eukaryota; Metazoa; Arthropoda; Insecta; Diptera; Drosophilidae. The record is from RefSeq and is a predicted model, not a curated record. Gene Ontology annotation, molecular function: ligand-gated monoatomic ion channel activity. The coding region runs from base 406 to 2304 and encodes 632 amino acids.
AUGACUUUGAAUAUUGAUAUGAUUCACCUGAUAGAGCCUAUUAUGCAGAUUUAGAACAAACAACACCUUAUCAGUAUAAGUAUUCAUUAACCCAUAAUUUAGUUCAGGUGAUUAGCUACUAGCCAAUAUGGCAUAUAGAAAGUCGCCAGGUGAUUUUGUUAAAGCAAAUUGAAAUAAUAUUAUUUUGUUAAAUAUGUUCUUUAUUUUACCUGUUACAACAUAAUUUGCCUUUAUUAAAAACCAAACAGCAAUAAAAAAGUACUUAGUUACACACCCCAAGAAAUCUUAACUAAUGAACUUAUCACGCAAUGUUUUUCCUAAUUGAGGAUUACAGUACCCAAGGGACCAUAUCCACAGGUUAGGGCCAGCUGCAAAAGAUUCACCUUGUUAGUUGCUUUUUGGAAAAUGGAGUCGUUGGUUGCUUUUCUGCUUUUAUUUUAUCUUCCCGGUAUCUGUUCCCUGGCCAAUAUUGCCUGCCGGAUAGCCGAGAAACAGAAUGCCCAGGUUACCUAUCUGUACCGCUGUUCCAGCUGUACGUCUUCUUUUGAUCCGGAACACUGUGCUCUGGAAAUGGAACUGUAUCGCUGCGUGGGCAAUCGUUUGCCCGUCAUUACGAGGAAUAUCGAGGCACAUGAACUAGAACCAUUGCGACAAACGGACAGUCUGAGUAUCUUCCACAUCCCAGCUGGUGACAAAGGGGAAUCACUGGUUCGCCGUAUCUUAAACUUGUUAAAUCCCCGCCAGACUUGCAAACAUCUGCAUAAGUAUCUGUUUAUUUGGCCGGACGCCAGGGAAGAUCAGCUCCAAAGACUUUUUCAAGGUAGUUGGGAUAAGAGCUUGCUCUACGGGUUGGCCAUUACCCGUAAGGAUAAUGGUACCUUUGACUUUGAUCCCUUUGCAUUAGGGGGUCUUAAAGUGGUGCAGCUGUCGGGAAAUGAUUUAUAUUACCCCCAUAAGAUGAUGGAUUUAAGGGGCUACCCAUUGCGUUUCUCCAUGUUUACGGAUCCUUUAAUGGCUGUGCCAAAUAAUCCUGUGGAAAGUGCUGGCUAUAGAGCGGUGGAUGGAGUGGCUGCCCGAGUGGCUGCCAGUAUGUUAAAUGCCACCGUUACGUACGUCCUACCUGAAGAUAACGAAUCCUACGGUCGGUGUUUGCCUAAUGGGAACUACACAGGAGUGGUGAGAGAUAUAGCAGGCGGUCACACCCACUUUGCUCCCAACUCUCGAUUUGUACUGGACUGUAUUUGGCCAGAAGUUGAAGUGCUUUAUCCUCACACUCGUCGCAUACUUUACUUGGUGGUCCCCGCCUCUGAAGUUCAGCCGGAGUACUUGAUAUUUGUGCGCGUCUUCCGGCGAUCCGUUUGGCACUUGCUGCUGGUUACCCUUUUGGUGGUGGUAUUGGUCUUCUGGGUGAUGCAGCGGUUCCAGAAAAGGAUUCCGCGCAGCGGAUUUAUUCAUUUUCAAACCCCGUGGUACGAGAUUCUCGAGAUGUUUGGUAAAACACAUGUCGGUGAGCCGGCAGGGAGACUAUCUUCUUUCAGCUCGAUGCGCACCUUCUUCAUGGGUUGGAUCCUGUUUAGUUACGUCCUUACUACCAUCUACUUUGCCAAACUGGAGUCCGGAUUUGUGCGUCCUAGUUACGAGGAGCAGGUGGACCAGGUAGAAGGUCUAGCUCAUUUGGAUGUGCACAUCUAUGCAGUAACUACCAUGUAUGAUGCAGUGAGGGUCGCUCUGUCUGAACACCAAUAUAGUCUGCUUGAAAAACGUAGUCGCCAGUUGCCCUUGGGAUUGACUACAUCCUAUUACCAACUGUUGGUAAGCCGGAGAGAUCGCCGAUCGGCCUUUAUUAUGCGCGAUUUUCAUGCUCGAGACUUUCUGGCUCUCACAUAUAACUCACAGGCGGAGAGACCUGCCUACCACAUCGUCAAGGAAUAUCUGCGCUCCAUGAUAUGUACCUACAUCUUGCCCAGAGGAUCUCCCUUUCGUCAGCGGUUGGACUCUCUCUUCCGUGGCUUUCACGAACACGGUUUCUUUGAGCACUGGCGUCAAAUGGAUCUGAUUACCCGGGACGGAACAUCACCAAAUGCCGAGGAGUUUUACGAGGAUCUGGGAGAUCAGACUGACACGGAUACAGCGUCCACUGAUUCGGCAAUUCGUCAUAAUAAGAAAGUGGUUCUUACUUUGGACAUCCUGCAGGGCGCCUUCUAUCUCUGGUCAGUGGGCAUCGGGAUCAGCUGCCUAGGAUUCAUCUUGGAGCAUGCUUAUCGAAUCUGGAAGAGCCAAAAACAAUCGAUGAAAAUAAAUUAAGCAGUGAUCUUAAAGAGGAGAUGAAAACCCAAACCAAGAUUCAAAUACAAAUUACAAAUAUUUGUUCUUUAAAUAAAGCUACCUUCAAGUCUUAAGCUUAAAGCGUAUCUUAAUGAAGUUU